GAAUUAAUUUUUUUCCUAAUACAUACACCACGUUUCCAUAACAAUGUGUAUAUUGUUUAUACAAGCGCCCUUCGUAUUUCCUUACCCGACGCUAUCAUUUUCCCUAGUGUUUAUGUAUAUACAAACAUAGUGUUGAAAAUACAUUGCAUUACCAACUACCUUAGAAAACAGAUGUGAUUUUAUUCAAUUGACAAAAUGAUGGAAAUUUUAAAAGACGAAAAUGUGAUUACCAACCCACGACAUGUAGUUUAGCCGUUUAAAUAUCUUUCAGUCGACAUUGUGUUCUACAUGGGAUUUUCUAGUUGAUUACUUGUAUUCAUCGUACUGUUUUUUUACUAAAGCAGAUAUGGGCGGUGGAUUUAGCAGCGAUAGAGUGCAACCUGACGAAGUAAAUCCAAGCGAAAAUUUGAAAAAAUCGGAAUCGGAAGAAACCGAAAAUUUUCAAAUCAAAAAUCGAUCGUCUACAGAUGUUUUCUUUUUGAUAGUUUUUUUAAUUUUUUUAACGGCUUUGAUUUGCUCUCUAAGCUAUUGUUUCUUUUAUGGCGACAUCUAUAGAGUAAUAAAUGGAUAUGACAAUUGCGGAAAUAUUUGUGGAAGAGAUAACAAAAAUCUCAAAAAUCAAAACGAUGGUAAAAAAUCACCACAGUGUUUGGGAACUGAUAAAGUUAAUGAACCGUAUCACAUAGUUUUACAACAACAAUCGUCCAAAGGGAUGAAUAGAAUUUGUACUUCAGACUGUAACCAAUAUCCAGGAUACAGAAAAUUCUUCAAUAGAUGUAUGCCGAAUCAAAGCGAAGCUGUUGUUAAUAAAGUAUUUUCCAGGACUGGACUUAGUAAUUUUUUCACUGAAGUAUCAGAAGACUUUCAAAUAUGUUGGACUGAAAUUUGUUACCUUUGCCUUAUUGCUCUAGUAUUAUCAUGUUUACUUCUGGCACUAUUCAGAUUCCUUGUGGGAUUUGUUGUUUGGAUAGUUCUGAUGGGAUCAUUAUCAGCAUGUGUAAUAGCAACAGUUGUUUUAUGGAUAUUAUGGAAACAUUCCAAGAACUAUAUGGACGAUAUACCCGAUAACCUUGUACCUGAUGUUGACGCAAGAAAAACCAAUACUUACUUGGUAUUCGCCAUUUUGACGACAAUAGCUACAGUUAUUAUAAGUCUUAUUAUUUUUGUAAUGAGAAAAAGAAUCGAAUUGGUUGUUCAGUUAUUCGAGGAAUCUGGAAAAGCGAUUGCCGCUAUGCCCAUUUUAUUAUUCCAACCGAUUCUUACUUUCCUCUCAUUAGGCACAGUCGUUGCACUAUGGUUCAUAUUUUCUCUUUUAAUAGAAAGUUCUGGUACAUUAAGUGAGUAUCGUCUUAACGUUUUUUUCUACGAAAAAGACGCUUGGAUGAAAUUUACAAGAUGGUACAACUUUAUCGCGAUGUUAUGGAUGGUGCAGUUCAUAAUUGGUUGUCAGCAUAUGAUUAUAGCCGGAGCUGUCAGCAUUUGGUACUUCAAACGAGACAAAUCUUCUUUGGGUACACCUGUUAUACAGAGUACUGGAAAUUUGAUAAGGUUCCAUUUAGGAUCUGUAGCUUUAGGUUCAUGUCUUAUUGCAACUGUACAAUUUAUCAGAAUGUUGAUGAAGUUACUUGAAAAGUUUUUGCGAAAUAGGGAGGGAAAAAUCGUCGACUGUUUAUUAAAGUGCUGUCACUGUUGUUUGUAUUGUUUCGAAAAGAUACUGAAAUAUUUAACUAGAAAUGCUUACAUUGAAGUUGCUAUUUUUGGACUUCCUUUUUGUAAAGCAGGACAGCAAGCCUAUAAGCUCCUUACUGCAAAUAUAUUGCGAGUGGCAGCAAUCAAUUCUGUUGGUGAUUUCGUAUUAUUUUUGGGAAAAGUUGUAGUGGUCAUAGCAACUGUUCUAAUAGGAAUCAAAAUACUUCAAGAUAAAGAAGGUCUUCAGCACAUGUGGGUACCAAUUACAUUAUCUGGUUUAUUUGCAUAUUUUGUCUCACACUGUUUUAUGACAGUAUAUGAAAUGGUGAUAGACACAAUUUUUUUGUGUUUCUGUGAAGACUGCGAGAAGAACGACGGCGAAAACAGACCGUAUUUUAUGUCAAGAGGUUUAAUGGAAUUCGUGGAAAAUUCAAAAAGGGCGUUAGAUUCUAAAAAGAAAUCGUCCACCGUAGAAGCGACUAUACCUUCCAUAAGUGAAGAUGUUAGUAGAAAUUUUUCGGGAUAACUUCCAACGACUGAUUUAAAAGAAUAAUAAUUGCACUUCAAUAUAAUUAGAUUCAAAAUAGUAGAUAUUAAAUACCUAGGACUUUAUUUGACUUUAGUUAACGACACUGAUGCUAGUUUAUUUUAUUUGUGAUUAAUCAAUUACACAUUACAAAAUACUGGACAAUUAUCCUCUCUAAUGAAAACAUCUUACUGUUGAUACUGAAGAUACAAUAACGUGGAUUUAUUAUCAAAAAUAUAUAAAAGUCUUUGCCUUAAGAAUUUCAAUAUGACAACAUUGCUUUUGUCGUUAGUGUGGGGGUUAUUAAAAAAGAAUAGAAAAUAGCAAUAACCGUAAGGUAGAGAGAGAUAUGUAUCAUUCAAAGAGACUAUUUCCUAGGUCCUCGUAACAUUCAGUAGCGUAUCAUUAUAUUAUUUAUAUCAAUGUAAAUGUAAUAUGACGAUUAAAUUGUAAUUCAAAUAAAUGAUGAAUUGAUUAAAUA
Messenger RNA from Diorhabda carinulata, 2696 nucleotides. Its product is annotated as choline transporter-like protein 1. Lineage: Eukaryota; Metazoa; Arthropoda; Insecta; Coleoptera; Chrysomelidae. The transcript is spliced from 14 exons. Gene Ontology annotation, biological process: transmembrane transport. Gene Ontology annotation, cellular component: membrane. Bases 347 to 2215 code for a protein of 622 amino acids. Gene Ontology annotation, molecular function: transmembrane transporter activity. The record is from RefSeq and is a predicted model, not a curated record.